This is a messenger RNA of Besnoitia besnoiti, 2610 nucleotides long. RefSeq lists its product as uncharacterized. Bases 1 to 2610 code for a protein of 869 amino acids. NCBI's taxonomy places the organism in Eukaryota, Apicomplexa, Conoidasida, Eucoccidiorida, Sarcocystidae. The transcript has 9 exons. The record is from RefSeq and is a predicted model, not a curated record.
AUGGCAUUCUCUCCUUCCGCGUCGUGCUCGCUUCGUUCGUCAUCUGGUUCCCUCGCUCUCCGCGCGCCUCGCGGAGGAGGCAGAGCCGUUCUUUCGCUUUUGCCUGCCUCUGCAUGCGGAGGCGUCCCCUCGGCCGGUGUCUCUGCAUUUCGCGGCGGCACGUCGUCUUCCCUGACUUUUCGCCCUCUCUCACAGUCGACUGUCGACUCACUGCUGCUCUCCCCCUCUUUUCUGCGGAAAACGUGCAAAUGUCGUCUCUCUUCACUUCGCCCGUCGCCUCGCUGCAGUCUAUUACCUACACACACGCUCAAGGGGCCUCCGCUGAAGCUGCUCGCGCGUAGGGUUUGCGAGUGUCUCUGGGGCAGUCCUUGGUCUUCGUCUUUCGGUCUCCUGUGUCUGCUGCUUCUUCUCCAGUCCGUCCUGCACACUUCUCCUUCUCUGCGCCGUCCAGGGCACUUUCUCGCUUCUUCUGUGGCGUCGACUACUCAGUUUGCUCCGUCAGCGUCGCCACCCCUGUCGACUCUAUCUCCGCGGCCUUUCUUCUCUGCUGUCUCCUUCCUCCUUCCGCCUCUCUGCCUCGGAGUGUCGCGGCUCUCUUCGCCUCUCUUCUUCGCUUCUUCUGCCGGUCCUGCGCUCUCUCUGCUCGCCACCCUCGCGCCGGCCGCCGCAGCCGGUGUCUCGCUUUCUCCCGUAUCGGGAUCCCCUUCGACCUUGCGGCGACCUCGCUCAGAUCUGUCUUCUCUGGCGUCGCCAUCCGCCGCGCCUUCUUGUCCUGAGGCGGUGCCCUUCUCAUCCUCGCGCCCUCCUCACGCGGCGGCCGUCGCCUCCUCUCUUCCGCGCCUCUCUGCUGGGUUAUCUUCGCGCGUCGGGGAGUCAUCUGGUGCGUCCUGGCGUCGCUGGCGAGCUCCCGUCGCGUCUGCAGGCGCCCGCCACCUUCUGGGCGGUCUCCGUUGCCUCACCUUCGCAGCGCCGCUUGCUUUUCAGCAGCCUCCGCAGCCAGGCAGGCGACUCUGGGACUCCGCAGGGCACACGUGGGAGUCUCUCUCCGCCUCUCGAGAGGGACCAAUCCGCUCGCAGGGGCAGGGCGCAGAGGCCUGGCAACGCGCGCUGAUUCCCAGGCAUCUGCCGCCGCUACUCUUCUUGCAGACGACAUGGCCGCAAUUAGCGUCUCUGGCGACUUCGCGCGUUGUUUCUGCGCCGUCUGUCUUCCUUUCUUCCUCCUCUCCCUGCGAGGACCUGCGGCGCGCGCCUGCGUCUCUCUUUUCUUCUUGUCGCCAGCGCGCCUCUCCCCGAGUCUCUCCGCCCCCGAGCGCCGGAGAGAUCGCUGGCGCCUGCGGCGAGGACCCGCGCGGGCGGUCGGCAGCGCCGCUCUUCGCGUCCUUCUUCAGCGCCUUCUUCUCCUCGGUCAAGGAAAAGGCAGCGCAGCGCGCGGCGGAGGGCGACGAGGCGCGUGAAGCAGCGAAGCCAGGAGCCGCGGAGCGCGAGGCGGGGAGGGCGAACUCAGCAGCAGAGAGUGAAAGAGGCGCGCGCGCGAUAGACGCGGAAGACAGCUGGAGCUUCACGCAGGCGCAGAGGAAAGGAGAGCGACCUGAGGGCUCCCCUGGCGCGAGCGCGAACGGCGAAGCGAGCCGCGAGCCUCCUGCACAAACAGCAGCAGAGCGAAAAGGCGAAGAAAGCGAAGAGUCGCCUCAGCACCCCGCAGGGGAUGAGCGCAAGACGCGAAGGAGACCGUGGAACUACGGGCGUCCCUGGUCCGACGAAAUUCGCAAAAAAAUUGCAGAGAGGACGCGGGACGCCAUGCAGCGCCUCAAGGCGGAGAAGGACGCGCAGAAGAAACCGGGCGAAGAAAGCCAGGCUCCCAGCUCAGCCUCUUCGGGCGUCCGCGCGUCGCUGUCUCCUACGGCCAGGCAGAAGCUCUCCGAGCGCCUGCGAGCCCGCUGGAGAGAUCCCGAGGCGCGCCUGAAGCUCCUUCAGCUGGGAAGACAAAGACGGCAGUCUGCGGCCACGCGCGCGGCUAUCGCGCAGAGCGUGCGGAGACGAUGGAGGGAGGACUCUGCGUACGCAGAGAGAGUCCGCCAGGCGCAGGCGAAGGUGAACGCCAGCGGAGAAAAGCGGAAGAAGAUUUCUGACACGCUGAAGCGCCUCUGGAAGGACGAAGCUUUCCGCCAGCGCAUGAAAACUACUCGGCGACCCUACACCGAGGAGCGCCGCCGGGCUCUGAGCGCCAAGAUCACCGCCAUGUGGGCAGACCACGGCGAGUACCGCAGUCGCACGAUAGACGCCAUUCGCUCGCGGUUCGAUCGCCUGAGAGAGGAAGAAGGCCUUGCCUCUUCACGAAAGGCGCGAGGCAGCCGGAGCCCGACGCAGGGAGCCUUUUCGCGUCUCGCGUCUCGCCACGCGUCGAGCGGGUCGCGGGCGCCAGAUCUGCUCAGCCUCUUGGGUGUUAAACAGCCCCCUCACUCUCAGCGCCAAGAGUUCUGGCAACGCAUGUACCAAAAAUUGUUGAGUGAAGAGACCGAAGGUGAAAGAGACGCGGCUGUGGACGAAGAAAACGGAGCAAGGCGAGGAAGCGAAAUGCGGGAGGCCCAUCUUUUAGAGAUGUCGUGUUAG